Messenger RNA from Closterium sp. Naga37s-1, 2340 nucleotides. Lineage: Eukaryota; Viridiplantae; Streptophyta; Zygnematophyceae; Desmidiales; Closteriaceae. The record is from the annotation of a GenBank genome assembly.
AUGGCCACGGCACUCGUACCAUCAACUCCUGCGACGCGUUCGACAACGUCCUUCGCCGACCUAUCAGAAGACGUCCUUCUACACCUGCUUUCCCGGCCGUCCUCCGACCCGAACCGCGAGCUUUCCCCGGAAGACCUCGCGCGGCUCGAGGCGGUCUGCUACGCCCUCCGCCGCCCGCUGCUGCUCCCCCCGAACCGCCGCCACUCCGUCGUCGAAACCUCCGCGCGCGCGCGAUGCUUGCGCCACCCGCUUCUGGCGCGCGUGCCGGCGGACAUCCUGUGCGGAAUGGCGGCGCAGCGGUGCGGCGGAAGCUGGCUGCGCGUCCUGCGCUUCGCAUGGGCGGUGGAGGACGCCUGGGGGUUGCGGCGGGAAGCGGAGGAAGAGUCGCUGCGCGGGGAAGCCCGCGCGCCGAGCGCCGGCGCGCGGAGCUCCGACGAGCUGGCAUCAGCAGUUUACGCGGGUGAUUACUGUUCAUUCCAGAUAAAGACAAACGGCGAGCUGUGGGUGUACGGUUCAGGCUCGCGCGACGGUUCUCCCCAGUUCACCCUUCCGCCAGCCUCAAAUCAACCUCCCCCAGAUCAUCAGCCCGCCCCAGUAGCUACCGCGGAUCAACCUCCCCCAGAUGAACCUGCCCUGGCGAGAGACGGGAACCAGGCGGCAGGCCAAGGGUGGGCGGCUGCCGCCCUUGCUGCCGGCCUGGCUGCUGUCAGGCUCGGAACUGGGCAAGGUGGCGGUGCCGUACCAACAGGUUCGGCAGCAGCAGGUUCGGCAGUAGCAGGCGCGGAGAGGCCUGGCGUACAAGCGCAGCAGCAGGUGCAGCAGCGGCGGGGAGGGGCGCGGGGGCGGAGGGGAGCCCUGAGGGCGCAAAUUGUGGUGGGGGGAAGCGCGGACGCGGAGGGGAAUGGGGAGAACGGAUGGAACGGGGGGAAUGCGGCGAGUAGGGAGGAAGCUGAGGGCGGCAUGGGGGAGAGGGUGGCGCAAGUGGCGGGCGGGAGAGCCUUCACUGUGAUACUAACGAAGUCCGGGGACGUUUACACUAUGGGGCAGGACACUAACGGGUGCUGUGGGCACGCGCAGGACGGGGUGGGGAAGAAAUUUCCCCAGCCGAAAUUAGUGGAGGCUUUAAGAGGCGUGCCAUGUCAGCAGGUCGCAACAGGGAGGAGCCAUGUUCUCGUGCUUGCUCGGGAUGGGACGGUGUAUGCAUUCGGAGCGGGCGGCAACGGCCGGCUGGGUCUGGGAGAUACGGACGACAGAUGCCGGCCGACGGUCGUUGAGGGGCUGCGGUCAGAGGUGCUGGCUGCCAUGCUGGGCGGAUUGACGGGCGGCAGCAGCGGUGGGAAUACGGAUGGCAACAACAACAGUACGGGCGGCAACAGUAGCGAUACGGACGGCCAAAACAACGAAACGGGUGGCAGCAGCACCAACAAAAGCACCAACAACAGCGGCGGCAGCAGCAGUGAUCCGUACGGACAGUACCGCAUAGUGAGUGUAGCAGCUGGCGCCAGUCACUCCCUGGCCGUCACUGCUGCUGGCGUGGUGCUGGCGUUUGGCAGAGGGCACAGCGGCCAGCUGGGGGGCGCGCAGGGGUGGGGGGAAUGGGCGGGGGGAGUGCAGGGAUUGGGAGAGGAGGGGGGGGAGUGGAUGAGGGGAGGAGGAGGACGGGUGGGGCAAGUGCAGGGCCGAGCGGGGGGUGUUUCUAGAGUGCAUGUGGGCAGACGUGCAGGGGGUGGUGCUGCUGCUGUUGGCACCGCUGCAUCCGCACGUGCUUCUGGUGCUGCUACAGCUGCAGUGGCGGCUGCUGCUACAGCUGCGGCAGUGGCGGCUGCUGCUACAGCUGCAGCAGCGGCGGCUGCUACAGCCGACCUGUCAGACUGUCUGGUACCGCACCCCAUAGCAUGGCUGGUGGGGGCGGGUGUGCGUGUGAUGAAGGUGGCUGCUUCGGUUGACUACUCUGCUGCUCUUGACUGCCUGGGACGGGUGCACAUGUGGGGGUCGGGUUACUGUGGGUGCUUGGGCAACGGCAGCGAGGCCAAUGAGGUGCUGCCACGUGUCGUGGAGGGGCUGCUGCACACGCGGAUAGUGCAGGUGACUCUGGGUAAGCGCAAGACGUUAGCUCUGGACGACCAAGGGCGGGUGCUGGCGUUUGGGUGGACGGCGUUUGGAGGGCUGGGCGUGGCGGCAGGGCGAGACAAAGUCUUCUUUCCCAUGCCUGUUGAGGCUCUGGAGGGGAAGCGAGUGGUGCAGAUCAGCACAGGAGCCUACCACACCAUUGCCCUGUGCCGUGACGGCACCUGCAUUGGCUUUGGGGACAACGAGCAGGGACAGCUGGAGCUGCACUGA